AUUCACUAACGUUUGUAUCAGGUACGGAAGACGAAGGACAAGGUAUGCUCAAGCUGUCAUCUAAUGUAUUCCAGGCUGCUGUUGGGAGGUCAAUGUAUGAGCAAUGCCUCCCAAACAACUCCGUGGACAUAGCAUUCUCAUCUAUAGCAGUGCAUAACUUGUCCAGAAGACCUUGUCGGAUAGAGGGUGGAGUCUUAUCAUGUGACGGUACUGAGAAGGAAAAGGCGGUAGUAAAAGAACAGUCUGCUCGGGAUUGGGAACAAUUUGUGUGCAUGAGAGGAAAAGAACUCAGCCCAGGUGGCUAUUUAGUGGUACUGAACUGUGGAGUUGACAAAGACGGUAAAGGCCUUUUUCCAAUAAAGGGAGGAAUGCCACAACUCGGGAAAUUACUAAGUACAAUGCUUCAUGAUGGUCUUAUUACACAGGAGGAAUUCCUCGGCACGAACUUUGAUGUGGACAUAUACAGAACUGAGGAAGACCACAGCCGCCCGUUUACACAGGGGGACAGGCUGACGCAGAUGGGUCUAGAACUGCUAUCGGUUCGCUCAUUCACCAACUGGCUGGAGCAUCACACGUUCGAAAUCGUGGAUAAAGACGAAGCUACCAAGGCAGAGUAUGCCGAGAGGGUUGUGGCAGGUAUAAAGCCGUGGUUCUACCACGUGGUCUUCAACGGGUUGUCGAGAACGAGGCCAAAGGAAGAAAGAAAGCGACUGACAGAUCUCUACUUCGAUAGGAUGAGGGCAUUUGCCCAUGACAACCAUGGCGGCAAGACUAGAAUGCCAUUGGUUGAGACGGUUGUCAGGAAAUGCCUCUAACGGGAAAGUUGAUCUUCAGACCUUGCAUAUAUUGAAAUACUCUCGACAGUAUGAAGAACUCUUAUUCAAAGGCAUGGCCGUUAAACUAUAAACUUGUAUCAAAAGCAUAAUAUCAUAAUCAGUUCCUACAUACCCCCCUCCCCUCCUUUUAUAAAACACCUUUGUAAAUCAUAGAAAUAAAGCCGAUGUGAAUACCA
Pecten maximus is the source of this 1012-nucleotide messenger RNA. RefSeq lists its product as uncharacterized. Gene Ontology annotation, molecular function: S-adenosylmethionine-dependent methyltransferase activity. Bases 45 to 815 code for a protein of 256 amino acids. Gene Ontology annotation, biological process: methylation. The transcript is spliced from 5 exons. The record is from RefSeq and is a predicted model, not a curated record. NCBI's taxonomy places the organism in Eukaryota, Metazoa, Mollusca, Bivalvia, Pectinida, Pectinidae.